Molecule: messenger RNA, 668 nt
Organism: Neopsephotus bourkii (Bourke's parrot)
Lineage: Eukaryota; Metazoa; Chordata; Aves; Psittaciformes; Psittacidae
Gene: HSPB7
Product: heat shock protein family B (small) member 7
Exons: 3
Coding region: 194-637 (147 amino acids)
Biological process (GO): heart development
Cellular component (GO): nucleus; cytoplasm
Source: RefSeq, a predicted model, not a curated record
UUAGCCCCUUUUACGAGAGCCCUGGCAGGCGGCCGGGCGCUGGAACCAGGCUUUAAAAGCUCCUCAAACCACCCCCCCCCUCUACGAAACAACCGGCCCCAUUUCGCCUUCAGCAGGAGGAGGGCGAGGAAGAGGGGCCCUGCUCUUCCUCCCCAGCGGGAGCUGGGGCUCAGGGGGUGCGGGGAAGCAGUGGAUGAACGUGCAAUCGGCGCCUGCUUUCCUCUCGCAGCGCGGCUUCCACCGCUCGGCAUCGCCCGCAGGCUCCAUGGAGCUUUUUGGGAGCUUUGUGCGGCCCCGUGGGGAGACUUUGGGGUUCCCAGCUCGGCCCGGCAGCACCGGCACCGUGAAGACCCUGGGUAACACCUAUCAGUUCACAGUGGAUGUGAGCGACUUCGCCCCCGAGGACAUCAUCGUCACCACGUCCAACAACCAGAUCGAGGUGCACGCUGAGAAGCUGGCUGCGGAUGGCACGGUCAUGAACACCUUCACCCACAAAUGCCAGCUGCCCGAGGACGUGGACCCCACGUCGGUGUCGUCCUCGCUGGGGGACGAUGGCACAUUGACCAUCCGUGCCCAGCGCCAGCCCAAGCAUCCCGACCACGUCCAGCAAACCUUCCGGACUGAGAUCAAGAUCUGAGGGGCUGGGGGGGGGUCCUUUCCCCCCCCCC